AUGGGAAAGAAUUAAUCAUGUUGUUCUGUAAGAAUUAGAUAACCAACAAAUACACUUGAUAAAAAAGAAGUGUUUUUGUUAUGUGAUGUAUUAAAACACUCACAAGAAGGCAAUCAAUCAACAACUUUAGAUUAAUAAUGUUUUGAAAGGAUAUUUCAAGACAAUCCUCUUUUUGGUUAAUAAGUCUUUGAGUAUUGUUAAUAUUAAUUAAAAAUAAAUCCCUUACCUUUAGAAGGGUGCAUUAAUAUAAGUAAUUUAAUAUUCGAUUAAUUUCUAGUUUAAGGCAUACUUAGUACAUAAGAUAUCACUCCUAUUUGUUUGUAAAUAUGUAUGGAAAAUUACGAUUCUUAGUUACAAAUUAUCACAGCUUAAUAAGCAUUUCAAUUUAUUGGGGUAUUUAAAACUAAAUCUAAUUUUAAAGUUAAUAACGUCUAUCUUUUUAACAUUUUGUAUUCGAAAGUAAUAAAUUGAUGCCUCUGUAUUGGAAACUCUAGUUAAUUCAUUGUUUAAAGAAAAAUAAAUGAAAAUUAAUGAAUUCUUAUCAAUUCUUGAAGCCAAUUUCCCACAUGUGUAGAAAUUAAUUCGUUUAUACCUGUAAUAUAGAUUAUUACAAAAACCAUUCAAUUAAAUGAGAGUUGCUAAAAUAGAUAAAGACUCUUUUAGUCUUAAAUAUGAAUGGUUAGCUAUAAUGGGAUUAGCUACUUCUGAAUUACAUAGACAUGGAUAAUUAACAUUAUUAUAUUAAUCAGCAUUACAAUCUAUUAAUUUUUAAGAGAUCUUAAUUUCUAUGUAAUAAACACAAAUUCUAUUUGUUGCUACUUUCUAAGAUGAAUAAACAAAAAAAAAAUUAACCUUAGCUAUUUAUAAUAAAUCAUAAUGGUAAAUAGAUGGAAAAGAUUCUGAUAAUAUUAUUGCAUUUUAAUUAGCACCAUCAUUUAAUAUUUUUAGAUCAAAAUCCAAGAAUAAUUUCAAUCCAAAUGGUUUUGGUUAUAACUAUGAUUAAAAGAAUAAUAGAUUUUUACUUUGGAUUGGUCCAUAAAAUAGUUACUUUUUAAAUUCAUAAAGAGUAUAAGAAAUAAAUUAAAUUAGUUAUUAACAAUAGAAAUUUGGAGAUGUGAAGAGCUCUAAUCAAAAUUAAGAAAGAGUAUAAUUGAAGAUGAUAGAACAUCUACAUUAAGUCCAAAAGAUUAAAAAAAAAGAGUUUCUUUUAAAUUAAUGGAUGAAAACUAACCAACUAGAAAAAGUUCUUCUGUUACUCCAACAGCAAGAAAAACAAAUAUGAUUGAGAAUCCACCAAUUUCACCUCCUCCUUAUGUUUAACCUAUGAUUAAUAUCCAACCAUUGUAAUAUUAAUGCUACUAUUAGCAUUCUUCAAACUACUUAAGAUGGCUAAGAGAGUCCUCGAUCACCACAUUUCAAAACUGAUAAUAUUCCAACCUUUAAUAAUCCUGAAAGUUCAAUCCUUAAAUCAUACCCAAAUCCUACCAAUUCCACUAAUACACAGUAGCUCACCAGACCAUCAUAAAAUAGACCAUCUUAAUCCAUUAUUGAUAAAUAUUAAACUGGAACAAGACAAACUAGAAGCUAUUCAAAUAAUGACAUUAGAAAAAGUGUAGAUGAUAUUUUAAAGAGAUAUGAAAAGAAACCAUGAAAUUUUAUUAUUCC
This is a messenger RNA of Paramecium sonneborni, 1665 nucleotides long. The record is from the annotation of a GenBank genome assembly. NCBI's taxonomy places the organism in Eukaryota, Ciliophora, Oligohymenophorea, Peniculida, Parameciidae.